GAAACCUUCCAAGCAAACGGUUAUACAUAGAAACAAAAACCCAUAAAAACCAGUUCAAAUAAGAAUAGUAUUAGAUAGAAAAAAACUUUGAAAAUGAGUGCUAAAAUGAAGUUGUUGUAUGAGAAUCAGCUUCUGAAAAUGCCACCAGGCACGGUUCAGAAUAUAAGGAAGAUCCAUGACCUGGAUAAGCCCGAAAGAUUGGAUGAAGCUAUCAAAAUCCUGGAUGACUGGAUACAGAAACAGGAUCAUUUGGUCAAGAAAGAUUUCAGCAAGGUGUAUUUGGAGAAGACCCUGAUAUCGUGCAAGGGUUCCGUGGAGAAGGCGAAGAAGCAAAUCGACCGUUUAUGCACAAUGAAAACACUCAUACCAAAAUUCUUCUCAAAAACCAACGUGAAGGAGGAGCUGCAGAACAUUUUGAAAGUAGCUUGCCUGAUACCGCUGCCUACACCGACAGAUGAUUACUACCGAGUUCUGCUGGUUAAAAUACGAAGUUUCGACUUAACUUCAGAAAGUUUUAUGCUGUAUUUCCAAUACUGUUUAAUUCUAUGCGAGUACAUAAAAGCCAACGAUUACGUGAACGGUUUCAUCAUAAUAUAUGAUUGUCGAGAGCUCAAUAUGUUUGAUGUUGUGUCUAAAAUGAGCACUGUGGAGCUGCAGCAAUUUAUCACUAUAUUGGUUGAAGGCUAUGGCGCCAGGAUGAAAAGUAUUAACAUUGUGACAGAAUCCAAGGCCGUGGAGCUGAUUAUAAACACAGUGAAACAAUUUAUAAGUGAAAAGGUGGGCAACAGAAUGAGCGUUCAGCGUACAUUAGAAGAUUUACAAAAAGUUAUUCCGAAGCAUAUCUUGCCUGUCGAAUAUGGAGGGACUGAGAAAUCUGUUGAGGUUUUGCAAGAUGAAAUGGUAGAAGAAUUGAGUAAAGAAGAAUACGUGGAUUACGUGAAAAUGAUGUUCAGCGCUCGCACUGAAGAAGGGAAGAGAAACAUAGGAAAGUUCAAUGAGGAAUACCUAGGCAUGCCUGGAUCUUUCAGAGCUUUGAGUGUUGACUAAAUUCUUAUUUUAUGAUCUUUAAUGAUGUACAUUUAUUCUUAUUAGAUAAGAUGUAGCUAGCUUGGUGCUGUGACUUUACUUGUGUUACUGACAUAAUUUUCGUUUUCAAAGGAUUGGUUUGUUUCGGCCUCUAUCACACCUGGAUGGAGCAAUCCUACCCAUAAGUAAUCUUUUCACUUGGACCUCGAAUACAUCUUUUGGGGAAUACAGACUCUGGUAAAUAAUUCCAAUCUUUAGCGGUUGUGGACGAGAACAGUUAUUUAGUAUGGAGCCAAAUAGCUGUGCUAUCCCAUCAAAUCUGGGAUGC
Messenger RNA from Spodoptera exigua (beet armyworm), 1354 nucleotides. The record is from the annotation of a GenBank genome assembly. NCBI's taxonomy places the organism in Eukaryota, Metazoa, Arthropoda, Insecta, Lepidoptera, Noctuidae.